This is a messenger RNA of Carassius gibelio (silver crucian carp), 3459 nucleotides long. It is a transcript of the gene kcnj2b, whose product is annotated as potassium inwardly rectifying channel subfamily J member 2b. Gene Ontology annotation, cellular component: plasma membrane. The coding region runs from base 1012 to 2352 and encodes 446 amino acids. The transcript has 2 exons. Gene Ontology annotation, molecular function: inward rectifier potassium channel activity. Gene Ontology annotation, biological process: regulation of monoatomic ion transmembrane transport; potassium ion import across plasma membrane. Lineage: Eukaryota; Metazoa; Chordata; Actinopteri; Cypriniformes; Cyprinidae. The record is from RefSeq and is a predicted model, not a curated record.
UCCCAUGAACCAGGUUAUUCUAGUUUAAAAUGAACACAAUUACUGAACACUGAUGUCUUGCUACAGUGGUCAUAUAGCAUUACAAUAUCUAUAUUUGUCUUCCUUGCAAUAGGCAUUGUAGCUGCUUAUAAAUGUAUUUUGAUGAUAUUCAUGAAUUUCAAUCACAUUUAACUCAUCUGAACUGUAUAGUGAUUUUAUCCCAUAUUGUAAAAUUUGUGUAAUUUGUAGUCAUUGUAGUAGUCAUUGAGGUCCACCCUAUUCCACCAAGGUCCACUCAGUUUAAAAUUUCUGACCUCGCCACUGUUCCUAAUUAUGUAUCAUAAUAAUUUGAAAAUGCAUCCUUUCAUUCCACACAAAUAAUUGCUAGGGUGCAGCAUGAGCAUGAAAACUUGGCCUAAGAUACGACGCGACGUCAAUCGUAUUCAGGCUUAUUUUUAUCGCUAAAAAAAAUUAAUAAAUAUGAAAAUAAAUAAUAAUAGUCUACUAAUUUAUUGUAGGAAUUAUUUAAACCUGGUUAUUGUGCAUUACGUCAUCGUGCAUUCGUGAACGGCAUCCUGUGAGAGAUGCAGUAAUCACAGCUGCCUGUCAUGACAGCAGGGCGGAGAUUAACAGGCUUUUUAAAACUAUUCUUCGAUUGGCUUGAGCUUUGGCCAACACUGAGUGAGAUGAUCGAAACCUCCAUCAAGCCCCAUCAUGUCUGACUGAUCUUUAUCACAACUGCUAUCUGCAGAAAUGUGCUGAUCUAAACUCCUGUUGCUCUUGAACUCCAGGAGCCCUGCUUUGCCAAUGAGGUCCGCUUAGUCUACAGAAGAGGAGACAUCCUCAAAGCCUCAGCGAAAACAUCGUUUUUUUUAAAUGGUCAUCCCAAUGCUUGCUUGAUUCCAAGGUAUUACAGAUUUUCAUUUGUGUGGUGGCACAUGUGAGAGGUCGAAAGUGUUUCUCCAACGAGUCUACCAAAAACUCAGACUGUUUUCCAAAGCAGACGAGUCUCAACCACCUCCUACGGCGGUGAUGGGAAGUGUGAGAACACACCGGUACAGCAUAGUUUCCUCUGAGGAAGGCGGGAUGAAGCUGUCCCCUAUUGCCAUGCACAAUGGCUACGGCAAUGGAAAUGUGGGCGGCAAAGUGCACAUGCAGCAGCAAGAACAAACCCGCUUCGUCAACAAGGACGGACACUGCAAUGUGCAGUUCAUCAAUAUGAGUGAAAAAGGUCAGCGCUACCUGGCCGAUAUCUUCACGACGUGCGUUGACAUCCGUUGGCGUUGGAUGAUGGUCCUCUUUUGCCUCUCCUUCCUAUUGUCCUGGCUUCUUUUCGGAGUAAUAUUCUGGCUCAUUGCACUUUUUUCUGGGGAUUCUGAGAAUCAAGAGCAGACAUGCAUUUCGAAUGUUGACAGCUUCACAGCAGCAUUUCUGUUUUCCGUGGAGACACAAACAACUAUUGGUUAUGGCUACCGAUAUGUAACAGAGGACUGCCCCAUUGCUGUCUUCAUGGUGGUUUUCCAGAGCAUCUUGGGAUGCAUCAUUGAUGCCUUCAUCAUUGGUGCAGUCAUGGCUAAAAUGGCCAAGCCUAAGAAAAGAAAUGAAACCCUUGUGUUCAGUCAUUAUGCCACAAUAGCUAUGAGAGAUGGUAAACUGUGUCUAAUGUGGAGGGUCGGGAAUCUCCGGAAAAGCCACUUGGUGGAAGCUCACGUUCGUGCCCAGCUGCUCAAAUCCCGCACCACCGCUGAAGGCGAGUUCAUCCCGCUGGAUCAGAUAGACAUUGAUGUCGGAUUCGACACUGGUAUUGACCGUAUAUUUUUAGUGUCCCCUAUCACCAUUGUGCAUGAGAUUGAUGAGGACAGUCCUUUCUAUGAUAUGAGCAAACAGGAACUGGAAAGUUCGGGGCUGGAGAUAGUGGUGAUUUUGGAGGGCAUGGUGGAAGCUACAUCUAUGACCACUCAGUGUCGGAGCUCUUACGUGACGAGCGAAAUCCUGUGGGGUCAUCGCUUUGAGCCGGUCCUUUUUGAGGAGAAAAACCAUUACAAGGUGGACUACUCACGCUUCGAGAACACCUAUGAGGUUCUCAGCACACCUCAAUGCAGCGCUCGAGAUUUGGCCAAAAAAAAGUAUGUAAGGUCUAGCUCCAACUCUUUUUGUUACGAGAAUGAAGUAGCAUUCAUGGAUAAAGAGGAAUCGGAGGAUGACGAUGAUGAUGAUGAUGAUGAUGAUGAUGAUGAUAAAGACCAGAAGAACAUCAGAAGGGACAGUAUGUUCUUGGAAGGAUCUAAUAUUGAUGAUGUCAAAAGCACCGUUUCCAGUCAGGAUUCUUUACCACUACAACUCAAACCUUCAAGACAACAGCCUGAGUUAUGACCGAUUGAAGAAAGACUUUGUUUUAUUGACUAUUUGGUGUGUAGCAUAAAAGGGUGUUUUGCUGCUAUUUUAAAAGCAAAAUCUUACCAGGAAUCUCAAAAGUCAGGGUUGCAGAUGUUGUAAUUCACUUAGCCUUGUUAUCUAAGAAGACAGAUCAACAAGCAUUAACUUUCAAAUCAACCCUGACAGUCUAUAUGCAUUUAAUUUGUAAUAUAGACGAGCAGCACAUAUUGAAGAUAAUGUAAGCAAAGAACUGAAAUAAAAAACAUUACAUAAAGUUUUCAUCUGGUUUUUGUAGAUUUUGGGGAGACAGACUGGUCAAAUAAAAAAAAAUGGCAGUGCAUUAGGUCACAGAUUUUUUUUUUUUUUUCAUCCAGUCAGAGAGUACAACAUGUUUGAUAUUUUGACCUAGAAAACGUAUUGUUUUAUUUGUUACACAGUGCCACCAGUCUAUUUAACUUAGUUUCCUGGCCACCAUCUUGGAUGCAUUUUUUUAUUUCACUGAGCUUGUCACAAUGCAUUCUGGGAUUGCUUUCUUCAUUAUGUUUGACUUCAAAAGCAGAGGCGGAUGAUGGCUGUAGUGAAAAUGAGAACCAAAUGUUUCCAUAAUUCAUUUGGUUGUGACUGAAAACAGGCAGGAUAUGCUUAUAUGGAUCACAGAUGAUUUGACAACCUGUUAAUGAGCUGGUCUCUUAACAAUGUUGUAUUUCUCCUCUCUUUCUGCAAAUGAACAAAAGAAAAGUAUGUUGAUAUGCAUACAGUGCAUAAUUGAUUGUGUUGGUUGUAAUGUGCUAUAAUAUCAGUAUUGAAGAUUAGCCAUACAUUUUUAAUGAGAGUAAUGCUAAUCUUGGGCAAUUAUUGUUUUCAUGUAGUGAAUGUGCAAUAGUUUUUAGUGACUAAAGACAUUAAAGUCAAUGUUUAUGAAAGAAGACAUGAAUGUUACUUAUCUGCUGCUGAAAGAUAAAUAUGUUGAUAAGAGGUAUACUAUUUUGUUUUAUAUGACAAUGUGUGACAACCAAAGCAAUAAUGACUUGCAUUGCUGGCAGGUUUUAAAAAACAUAAAAAGUAGGGAACCAAUACCUAAUCAAAGGAUCUGAUAUAUAAAAC